Messenger RNA from Umbelopsis ramanniana AG, 1002 nucleotides. RefSeq lists its product as uncharacterized. The record is from RefSeq and is a predicted model, not a curated record. Lineage: Eukaryota; Fungi; Mucoromycota; Umbelopsidomycetes; Umbelopsidales; Umbelopsidaceae. The coding region runs from base 1 to 1002 and encodes 333 amino acids. The transcript is spliced from 2 exons.
AUGGGAUUGAAACGCACUGGGGUUAUUCAAAUCAUGACGUUGGUCAUCGUCUGGAUUGUCUUUAUGACCAGAUGGAUAGCAAAAUCAUAUACAACUACCACCUUAUCGUUUGACCGAAUCUGCUCUCCACCCAGCCGAUGCUCUCUAAAGUCGUUCCUAAACCCCGUCCAGGAACCCCUCCAGCUUAUACGUCGGCCUGCGAAUCAUAAAUACCCAUACACCAUUGUGACCGCUGCCAGUGGAAAUCAUUUCUGUUCAUUGGAGAACUUUCUCUACAAUUUGCACGACUUACGACAAGAAAUCCCAGAGGAAGAAUUUCCUCGAAUCGUGGUAUACAACAUUGGCUUCAACCGCACUCACCUUCCCAUUCUUGACCAACUGCAAGACCAGGGAGUCAUUGACGAGAACGUUAUCUUCGAUUUCGAUAUAUACCCUUCCUUCUGGGACGUCAAUGUCCGAGCUGGCGAAUACGGCUGGAAGGCCGGCAUUGUCGAAGAGGUCAGACAAAAAUAUGGCGGCGUGAUCCUUUGGCUUGACUCGGGUGAUGAAGCCUCCGCGGACUUUUUAAGAACCAUCCCACACUACAUCCGUCGCCAUGGAUUCUGGUCUCCCCGGUCAUCUUCUAACAUGGGUACCUGGACGCAUCAAGGUCUGUUUGAUUACUACAAUGCGAAGAAAUCCGAUUAUGAGGAGUACAUCAACUGCAAUGGCGCCAUCGUUGGCUUUGACGCAAACAACGCUACCGUCGUCAAUGAUAUCAUGACCCCUUGGUAUCAAUGCGCAUUAGAUAAGGACUGCAUUGCCCCUCGUGGUUCAUCGAGGCAUAAUCAUAGACAAGACCAAGCAGCCCUGACAUUCCUUGUUUAUCGCAGUGGUCACCAAUGUUUUGGCCCUCCACCUGUGUGGGGAGUGACAACUCAUAAGGACGGCGACUGCCAAAUAAACCUGCAAGAAAGACGAUUGGCUAACAAAUUGUUUUCUCUUUCUUCUCUUGGUAAGUAA